Fomitiporia mediterranea MF3/22 is the source of this 737-nucleotide messenger RNA. RefSeq lists its product as uncharacterized. Bases 1 to 573 code for a protein of 190 amino acids. The record is from RefSeq and is a predicted model, not a curated record. The transcript has 2 exons. NCBI's taxonomy places the organism in Eukaryota, Fungi, Basidiomycota, Agaricomycetes, Hymenochaetales, Hymenochaetaceae.
AUGGAGUCUAUCCAGCUCAAAGCAAGUCCUGCAACUGACAUAUGGCGCAAACCACCUACAAGAGACGUCUCUAACGCACCCAUACACUUAACGAAACUAAACUCCCAAUCAUUCCAUCGUGCACGAGUAACCGUGUCUGCUCCAUGGACGAGAUUAUACGAUCAGGGCGGUCUCCUCAUUCUCCUUCCUACAUCCACCCUAGGCUCGAAACGCACCCGGGCUAAAGCCGGAAUCGAAUAUGUAGGCGGCCGGGCAAACCUCUCUGUCGUCGCUGCUCGGGAAUGGGCGGAUUGGAGUCUCAGUGCACUUGACGACAAUGCCGACUCCGUCACUAUUGAAUUCGAAAGAGAAGAGAUUAACACAGAGACGGAAAAAGGCUCCAGUCUAUUUGUAUACGUCGUGAAAAAUGGGAAACGCGACGAGUUGCCUGUGAGAGAAGUGACAUGGGCGUUCGAACAGGAGGGAGAGAUCGAAGUUGGGGUAUAUGCUGCACGUCCGACGAAGAACGGCGAAAUCGACAAAGACGAGCUUGUUGUAGACCUCAAGGAUUUUCAGUCUCUCUCCAGAACAUAAUAUUCUUAAGGCACGUUAUGGGAGAACAAUUGUCAAGAAACAAUGAAAGAAUAUGACAGGACUCGAUUUUGGAAAUUGAUUACGAUUUUAUUUGCUGAACAAACAUAUUUUCAUGGGAAAAGGAAGGAAAUCAGACUUGAAAUACUUUAAAAGAAAAUGAAAGG